AUAUACAUAUAUUAUACAAGCUAAUAGCUAAUCAUUCAAAGAAUAUGCUUUUCAGAGGACCUUGAACACCUUUCUGUCGUUGCUUUCCUCUGAAGAAACAAAGAUCUCCAUAGCUAAAGCCUAGAGGAUUAAGCUUGGAGGAGGCACUUUAUUUCAGAAAAUUAAUGGAGAAGCUCAUAUCAGGCAGGUCUCACUUGCCAUUUGUGCCUGAAUCCUUCAUAUUACCACCAGAAAGCAGACCAGGGCAGACUAAAUUCCCUCCAUGUGACUCCAUUCCAGUCAUUGAUCUUGGAGGACAACAACUUGGUUUUGAUCGAGCACAGCUAGUUAAACAGAUUAUCCAGGCUAGCCAAGAAUUCGGAUUCUUUCAGUUGACUAAUCAUGGGGUUUCGGAGAAACUAAUGCAUGAUGUGUUGGACGUGGCCAAUGAGUUCUUUGGGCUGCCUGCCAAGGACAAGGAAAGCUUAUAUUCUGAGGACCCCAAGCAAACUUGUAGAGUACACACAAGCAUAAACUAUGAUAGAGAGAAGGUUCAUUACUGGAGAGACAACCUGCGGCACCCUUGUCAUCCUCUAGAGGAACACAUGCCAUUUUGGCCUGAAAAGCCUCCUCACUAUCGGGAGGUGAUUGGAAGUUAUUCAGCAGGGGUAAGGAAGCUGAGUUUGUGGAUUUUGGAUUUAAUUGGUGAAGGAUUAGGGCUCGAAUCUGGAUAUUUUAGGGAUGAACUCAGCCAAGUUCAGUUUAUUUCUGUAAAUCAUUACCCUCCAUGCCCAGAUCCAAGCCUAACCUUGGGAUUGCCCAAACAUUGCGAUCCUAAUCUCAUAACCCUCGUUCUCCAAGGGAAAGUGCAAGGUCUACAAGUCUUAAAGGACGGGCAAUGGCUUGCAGUUGAGCCUCUCCCUAAUGCAUUUGUGGUCAAUAUAGGCUACAUGUUACAGAUUAUGAGCAACGGGAAGCUAAGCAGUGCUGAACAUAGAGUUAUGACGAACAAAGAGGUUGCAAGGACAACAGUCUCCAGCUUCCUCUAUCCUUCCAACACCUGCCGUGUUGGACCUCUAAAAACACUUCUCUGUGAUUGCAUUCGUCCCCUCUACAGAGAUUUUGUGUUCAAGGAUUUUCUUAGCACUUACGCAGACGACACUCCCGUCGGAGUUCCGCCUCUCGAGCGAUAUAAGAUUCAGUAUUAAGUAAUUCAAUGAUUAGUUGAGACUAAUGCAUUAGUUAUUGUGAAUAAUGGGAUAAAAAUAUAAUUUCUAGCAAUUAUGACUCUUAUAAUGUAUGCACCCAUGAAUAAAACACCUGGUUGGUUGAUAGAAGAAUAAUUGCUAUGAUCUUAUCUUAA
Alnus glutinosa is the source of this 1342-nucleotide messenger RNA. Its product is annotated as flavanone 3-dioxygenase 2-like. The transcript is spliced from 4 exons. NCBI's taxonomy places the organism in Eukaryota, Viridiplantae, Streptophyta, Magnoliopsida, Fagales, Betulaceae. The coding region runs from base 165 to 1187 and encodes 340 amino acids. The record is from RefSeq and is a predicted model, not a curated record.